Messenger RNA from Xenia sp. Carnegie-2017, 990 nucleotides. RefSeq lists its product as uncharacterized. Gene Ontology annotation, cellular component: nucleus. The transcript is spliced from 3 exons. NCBI's taxonomy places the organism in Eukaryota, Metazoa, Cnidaria, Anthozoa, Malacalcyonacea, Xeniidae. The coding region runs from base 131 to 757 and encodes 208 amino acids. Gene Ontology annotation, biological process: regulation of cell cycle. The record is from RefSeq and is a predicted model, not a curated record. Gene Ontology annotation, molecular function: cyclin-dependent protein serine/threonine kinase inhibitor activity.
UUUACUACGCUCACGAUACGUGCGUAUGAUAGUUUCCAAGCAAAGCUAUUGUAUAAAACUGUAUCGUAAUUUUGAAGAUUGUUGCAUUCGUUAAGUUUGUUGUUUGAUUUUCUUUGUUUGGCAUUGAGGAAUGAGUAUUCUUCGAGUUAUUUCGAGACCAGCUGAAGAAAACCCACCUAGAUUUGAUCGUGGAAUCAGUCGAUCUUGUUGUAGAAAUUUGUUCGGGCCAAUAGAUCACGCGGAACUGCGUAAAGAACUGGAAUAUGAAUUGAGACGUAUUGCGGAUGAAAAGAAACGAAAAUGGAAUUUUGAUUUUGUGAAAGUGAAACCUUUACAGGGAAACUUUAAAUGGGAAAGAAUUAUUGACGGUGAAACAAACAGUGUAAAGACAAACAUUGAAACAAAUUUGACUGAACCUCGAGACAUUCGCUCAUUACCGAAAGUUGUAACGAAUACUACGAGUAUAAAUGCAAAUUCCAAUCAUGAAAGCAAUUUUUUCAAAACACCAGAACGUUAUAUAAUCAAACAAAGACGAAAAUCGCCUCGCAUAACAGAUUAUAUACGAGCUCGAAAAGCAUGCAGCACAUCACGAAAGAUAAAAUUUUCAAAAAGCAAAGAAGGGGCCACGAAGUCCAAGUCUAAAGUUUUUAAAAGUGUCCAGACAGAACACCAGGGGGGCGAAAGACAAUCAACAAUUGAGCAGUAUACGUUGAAGUUGCGACCUCGACCUAGACUAACACACGGAACAAGAAGAUAAAAUGCAUCAUAAUGUUGGAAUGUGUGCAGAAAUUGAGGAAUUUAUGCAAGCAUCGAGUCUUCGGGCUGCUGUCAGAUCAGAUUUGACUACGAAUUAGAUUAAAAUUUAUAUUCCACUGCUAUAGUUACGUAUCUGAGUGAAAAAAAACAAACAGAUAAAUUAUUUAUAUCAGGUUGCAGAUAAAGUGUAAAAUAUUGUUGAUGUUAUAAGAAGAGAACGUUUGUUUUCCAAAA